This is a messenger RNA of Meleagris gallopavo (turkey), 9725 nucleotides long. RefSeq names its product APC membrane recruitment protein 2 (gene AMER2). Gene Ontology annotation, biological process: regulation of canonical Wnt signaling pathway. The record is from RefSeq and is a predicted model, not a curated record. NCBI's taxonomy places the organism in Eukaryota, Metazoa, Chordata, Aves, Galliformes, Phasianidae. Gene Ontology annotation, molecular function: beta-catenin binding; phosphatidylinositol-4,5-bisphosphate binding. Gene Ontology annotation, cellular component: plasma membrane.
AUGGACUCGCACUGCGACUGUGCCGAGCCUCCGGCCGCCGAGCAGCCGUCGGGGAAGAUUAACAAAACCGCCUUCAAAUUGUUCAAGAGGAGGAAAUCCGGAGGCACCAUGCCGAGCAUCUUCGGGGUGAGGAGCAAAGGUGGGGAGGGGAAGGGCGCGAGCAAGACGGGGAUGGUGCGGAGCAGGACGCACGAUGGCUUGGCCGACGCCGUGCUGGAGAGCGGCAAGAAGGAGGACGGGGGCGGCGGGGAAGCGCAGGGGAAGGAUGCUCCGAGCAGGGCGGCCGACGGCCUCGGCGGCUCCGCCGGCAGCUCGGUGGCCAAAUCGCACAGCUUCUUCUCCCUGCUGAGGAAGAACGGGAGGCCGGAGAACGGCAAGGCGGCGGAGAACGCGGAGCAGCGGGCUGGCGGCAGACAAAAGAAGGGGCUGAAAGGCAUCUUCAGCAGCAUGCGGUGGCACAGAAAGGACAAAAACGGCAAAGAGGAGAGGGGAGAAGCCUCAGAAAUCCCGUCCGGUCUUAUUAUGCCGGGGUCUCUGACUGCCAGCUUGGAGUGCAUCAAAGAGGAGACGCCGAAACCUUUGUCUGAAACUCCGAACGGCGCGGGAGACGCCGGUCCCGAGUCGCAGCGGGAGAAGCGCGGCGAGGAUGCGUGUGGCUCGGCCGGGGAGCCCGAGGCGGGAGGUGGGGAGUCGUGGGACGGCAGAACUCCCCCCGGAGAGGACCCUGCUGCCGCUGCUGCUGCUGGAAGGAGACUCGAGGAGCUCUGCGGUGAGCGACCGGAGCCGGGCGCCGGAGAGGUUGGGACUGCGAAGGAUGCGGCCAUAACAGGCUGCGGAGAUAUUAUUGCGGACCAGGAGGAGGAUGUGGGCAGCGGGAGUGGCGGCUGCGAGAAGAGCACCCCUGGGGCCAGCAAGCUGGGCGCAUCCAAGAAGCACCCCACCAUGGUUGCCUAUCAAGGAGGAGGGGAGGAGAUGGCCAGCCCGGACCAGGUGGAUGAUACCUACCUGCAAGAGUUCUGGGAUAUGCUGUCACAGACAGAGGAGACCGAGACAGGAGGAGGAGGAGGAGGUGGAGGAGGGACGAAGACAGCCGAGGGGCUGAAGGAGAACCAAGGUACUGAGGGGGCCCAGAACAGGGUGGCGGUGAAACGUGGUGGCCUCAACCAGAUCCCCAUUCACCUCAACAACAAAGAAGAGCAGAAGGGCAGGGAGAAGGAACAGCACGAAGGUGUCCCAAAUAGUGAUGAGGGCUACUGGGAUUCCACCACCCCUGGUCCUGAAGAAGACAGCACCACAAGCAUCCAGAAGGAGACCCUGCCCAGGGACAGCUACAGUGGGGAUGCACUCUAUGACCUCUACGCUGAGCCUGAUGAAAACCCACCAGGAGGACCUCCAGGGGAAGAGGUCACCUGUACGCCACGCUCCAAGCCUGUAUCUCCAAUAACGACCACAUGCUCACUGAAAACGCCCUCAAGCACAGUGAAGGACUCCAAAAUACCCAUCAGCAUUAAACACCUUGCAUCACAUCCUGCUAGCCAUGGAACAGAUACCAGUAACAGCCAUCAUGUUGCACACCAUCACCUGGCCAAAAGUGAAAUGCACAGAACAAAAAUCCCUGUCUCUAAAGUACUAGUACGCCGAGUCAGUAACAGGGGCUUAGCAGGGACAACAGUGAAAGCUGCCACAUACCAGGACAGUGCCAAAAAGUAAUUGAAGAGCAGGUGGACAAAGAGAUAGACAGCAAGAUCAGUAUGUGAAAAUUUGCAUAGGAGACCACAAACAAUGUGUUAAUUUUGCAUUGCCUGAAGGAAGGAACCUAAAAGGCUUAUUUCACUAUACUAUGUAGGCCUGCACUUCUGAAUCUGUAUGGCUGAAUACAAGAAGACAACUUUUCAAGCACUUUUUUUUUUUUUUUUACAUUUGUAUCUUUUUUCUGCAGCACUAAGUACUGGGGAGGUUCAUUUUAACAUGCCUUCGUGGAAGCAGAACUUGGAUUAUGAACCUAAAUGAAUAUCUUCCCUCAUACAAAGCAGUGCCACAUGUUCUUCAAGGGAGCAAGAGUUACAAAAGGAGCGACAUAAGAGGUUCCCCACUACACUUAUCUCUUAAUUGUUCCUGGGGAGGAGUGGGGGGAGGGUGCCUGGCGCCAAAAGUAGUGUUUGGUCUACAAGAUAUUGGAGAAAAAUACCAAGCAAAAAACAAACAGCCUAACAGGUAUUUUACCCGAUGUAGGAAUGAGAGCACUGCUCAGCCUCAGACUUGAUUGACUUAUGUGCAGUAGCUAAUUAAGGAGUUAGGUGGAUUUGUCCAACAGGAAAACCUAUUUUUGUUUGUCUGUCUGUUUGGUUCGUUUUGAUCUGCUCUAAUGUAAUUGGGUAACAGAGACACCUGACGUAGGUUCAGAUGUUUACAUCAAUACUUGUCCAAUAAUGCAUAUAAUCAGGUUCAGGGAAACAAUUUACUAAAUGCCAAUAUAUACACACUGCUCACAUUUAUACAAUAACUUGCUUGCCAUUUGUAAAUAUAUACAUAUUUUAGCAGAUUUACUCAAUGAUACAAAUUUUUUUAUAGAAAGAAAUCACCUGUCUGUAUUAUCUAGAGUUUAAACAGAAGUUAGUUUUUAUAGGUAGAUAAUUUUACAGUUCUAAAAUGAUAGAACUUUGUGUAAGUACCUUAAAUUAGAGCAAAACUCUGUUUUGUAUGGGCUCAUGCAUCCCCAGUUAAGUAAGUCUGAAGUGCUGAUUUAAUUCGAGUGGCACAUUCCAUGUCAGAGCAGAAUUUCUGACAGCAUUGCCAUUGCAAACCUCUAUUUUCAGGGGUUUAGACAAAGUUGCUCUGGGCUUAAACCUUACAGAGAAGGAACCCAGGAAAGAAACAAGUUUUUUAAUUAUUAUUUUUUAAAUAUAUAAAAUUAGUUUUUGACUAUUUAAAGAAAGUCUGGGUUCUUGUUGCUUUUUAUUUUCAUUCUUAAUAAUAAUUUUACUUAAAGAGAUGAAAUAUGGUAGGCUAAUGGUCCAUAAAAUGGUCUGAUGAGCUUGGAUUUUAUGAGAAAUGUAUUAAUGGUCAGGAUGUUUUUGAAUAGUGGCUACUGUACAUGGACGCUGACAACAUUUCCAAGAAAUUUAAUAGGGUUUUAAUGUGCCUGAGGACAUAUUUUUAUGAUACACUGAAAAAGCUCCAAAAAUCACUGAAGAUUAAAAGCGAAUAUUAUGUAUUUACAAAAUAUUUUGAUACGAGUAUUUAAUCAUCAGACCACAGUUAAUAUAAAAUAUAUGUUCCGGUGUAUCUUACAAAUAAUAUACAUUUUAAGAAUAUAAGUCUAUAUUAUGCAGAGAAUCCUAAAUUCAAGUAACUGAAGCUAGUGGGUCUGAUCUUAUAUAGCAGUUGGUUUUAUUGUCUCUUAAACUGAAAGAAAGAAAAAAGGAAAGUAAAUAUACAGGAUAUACAUUUGAAGGAUAUUAAGGUUAUAGAUAAACCAUAAAAAGCCAGGAAUAACAUAUAAGUAUGUCUUAUAUGUGUGGUUCACUGAGGCAAUGACCUUAUGGUCACAAGAGGAGAAUCGGCAUCUGGCUGUGCAGUCACUGCAGGACAGAACACCAAGCUGCACCACCCCGGUGACUAGGGAGAAAUUGUUCUUUUCUGCUCAGUCCCUGUUUUCAUGGUUUGAAUAAGAACCUUAAUACACUUCACAGAAGAUAAUUUUACAUGUCUCCUUUGUAACAUAUAGACGUGUGGUUUCCUACAUGCCUACUCGCACAGACACGUUGUACAUAUGCAUGCGUAGUCAGAGCGCACCUCCUCCCUGCGUGCAUGCACACGGGCAGACACGCAGCCUGCACACUCACACCUGUGCAAACGUGGCCACGCAUGCACACUCCUACAUGCAGACUGAGGGGAUGCACCACCAAUCUGUUUCACAACACGCUGGUGAUGAUAGCCUGAGAAAGAGGUUUGCAUUUGGCCUAACUCUGCUUAUGCAUUUUAGAAAGUUAAAGCUUAAAUACCCGCAAAAGGUUGGAUGUACAGAACGUUGAAUGUUAUCCUACUGUUCAGCCCUAAGCCUAACAUCCUCUUUUCUGUUCUGUUUCCAUGUGACUAUAAGAAGCAUAUCUUUCCUUGCAUGCCAGCUCUGCUAAAAAAUCAUAAUUCUCCAUUAUGUUUGAUGGACAAAUUGUACAGGGAGAUUCUAUAGGGUACUGGAAGUCGAGAGGGAGGGAGGAUGCGGUGGGCUUGGGUAAUACACAGAACUGGAAGCACUGAUUGCAGGAGUAUCAGUGGUGCUUCUUUGAAUCACUAGAAGGUAUCAGCUACCAUUUCUGCAGGACUUGUCUGUGGCAAAUUAUUCAUUGUAUGCAUUUCAUUUGCGCUGUGGCGUGUAUGUAUCAAGAAACCGAUUGACUAACAAUAGACUAGCUCCCUCUCACCUACUGACUAACAAGAUCAUUAAAAUGCUUUGGCUGCCCUUCAUCUUCUCUCUCCGUUUUCUGCCCUGUUUUCCCUCCUUCCCCUGCAUGCUGGCUGCUCAGUGCUGACUGCGGUGCGGAGCGGGCAGCCCUGAGCUGGAGCCCAGCAUGAGGUGGGAGCACAUCUGUGCUCACCUGCCAGGCCAGGUGCUCUCCGGUCAUUUCUGUCAUGUCCCUGUGUAAGUAUGUCCUGUAGAUCCCUUGGUUUGGCUGCUUGCUAUGUACAUAUUUUAAGGACAAUCAUAUCCUUAAAAGGAAAAUGGGAAAGUAACUGUGGUAGGGCGUCAGUGUUUUGAAUCAUUGCGACACGCUGACAUUGAUUCAGGGUAAUGGUCGUGUGAGAGUAAAAAUACAAUUUAAUGCUCGGAUUAACUUUAUAUUUAUAAAACUCACUUUGGUCUUUAAGCCAUCUAUGUUAAUAUUCCAAAAGGUAAUUGAAAAUGUAAUAUUUACUAGGGCUUUCAAUUUUCAUGGAAAUAUUUGUAUAACUCUGCACAAUGCCUGAAACAAUCACUGAAAGGAAGUUCAAAGGCUUUCUUUACACCUAUAUUUAAUUCCUGAAAGAUCCCUGUAAAAUACUGUGAGAUGCCUAAUAACAAACAGUUAAUGGCCUGCUGGAUUUAAAGGCUGAGACACACGAAGGUAGAAGUCCUGAGGCAUUCUGUGGUGCUUUGCAUCCUUAUUUAUAUUACUGUGCUCAGGCAUAUAUUUUCCUUGGCUUCAGUAGGUAUCGAGGUAGAAGUGGUGUUCUGAGUCCCAAAGAUAACGUUCCCCAUUCUGUAACUGUUUCGAUUUUCUUAAGGAAUACUUUUGUUUAUUUGUUUUCUUUGUUGUUUUGUGGUCGAAGUGAUGCUUUGUAAUUACCAGCUUGUAUGUCAUUCAUAAAGGAUUUUAUAGAUCAGAACUUGGCAUUAGUUCUAUAUACUCUUUGCACUUCCAGGUCACUGCUGAUUUUGUAUGUUCUUAGGCUGUUUCUAUAUACUGUGUAGCGUUUUUAGCUAUCUACUGUGAUUUCAGUGGUAUACAUUCCUGUCCUAUAUAUAUCAGCACAAGAGAUUUCCCCUUUUUUAGCAUGAAACGAUGUUUUUGUGGACUUCUUUUGUCACAAUAGGAGUUAUCUGUACUAUACGUGUGGCCUGCACCAGACAUAAAGGCUCUUACGUUACCUGUAGUGCAUUUUACUCUUGCCAAUAAUAGGACUCAAAUCCAUGUAAUAGAUUUCAGAAGAAAUUACAUGACUAGAAUAAGAAGCAUCUAUGUUCGUUAUUACUCCAUCAAUCACCAGCACUUCCUUCAUCCACUGUGAACAUCCUUACCAUCAUUCAGGGUACCAGAAAACUGAAUUUUAAAAAUUACGUGCACAGAUGUACACUAUGAAAAUUAAUUCACUGAUUAUUUUUUAAUGAAUCUCUUACUAAAUUAUUUAUCUAAGCUAAGCGAAUGUUGCACCAAAGUCUUCAAAACGUCUGAUACAGAUGGCAUUUUCAGUAAGAUGCUAUCAGUGCAGAUGAGCCAAAUUAACAGGCUUUGCUUAGCAAAGCAAACCCUAGUUGUUUUUUAGAUCUGUAGUGCUGAACGAGCUUGCAGAUCAAAGGGAGCCAUUGAUUCUGCUACGUGGCCAUGCUCUGAGGUUUUUUUUGCCUGCUCUAAUGGACUACUUUCAGAAAAGGCUUUUCAGCAAGAUAAUGGUACAGACAGUUCACGUAACAAUAGCCACUUAUAAGGCACAUGGUUAUCUAACAGUGAUAAUAGGGGACUUCAGGCAAGGUGGCCUGGAAAUGUAUUUUCAUAGUUAUCGAUAUGAAAGGCUAAGGCUUCUGUCUCAGAAAAGCAAUUUGACAACAAUUAAAGAUGUUGCAGAAUUGACUCUUGGCAGAGCUUACACGUGACAGUUUCCGCAGUAUUUUUUUUCUAAUUUUGGCUUUUCCCUUUUUUAUUUUGAUUUUGGUUUAUGCCUUGUUUUUGUUUGCUUUGCUUUGUUUACAUUUUCAUUAUGAUGACAUAACCCUAUUUGUCCUGGCAGAACUGCACAACAACUGACUCAUCUGAGAGCUGCUGCCAUUCGUCCUUUGGUAGCCUGGGACUGCUCCCUGUGCAGCAUCCCUCCCUUCCACUGUGGGUUUCCCUUCUGAUGGGUCACAUGCUGUUUGCUGUGAGCAGAAAGCAUCCAAAUCUGUCACACUGGUUGCUUUCAGAGGUAGCUGAUUUUUAGUCUGACUCCUGGAAAUUUUUUAGAUCGUUCUUAACUCACAUCUUGUCUUCUGUGUGUGAGCAUCUUGGUUAAAAUGGUCAGUGUUGAUCUGGUGUUUUCUAGGUCCAUUACUUGUAAAGGGAAACAGAAGAACCUGCCUUAUGCAAAGGGGUAUGCCAUAUGCAAAGAGCUAUAACCACUCAAGGCACAACCUAGAGGCCUUUACUCCUGCAAAAGCAAGUUGUUAAAUCUCUUCCUACCUUGGGGAGCUUCUCCAUCCAAGCCUACUGCCUAGGAACACCUUCUCCAACUCCACCCCUCCCUCCCCUCCCUCUUCCCCCCACGUCUCUUGUUCUCACUCAACUAUACUGCACUUGGUUGGGAAACAGAGAUUUUUGCCCUACCCCUCCAUCACUCAAAAGGAGGAGUGCUGUCAGUGUGAUCUUCAAAAGGGCUUUACUCCUUGUAUGGAAAAAAUGAAUUUGCCUUCAGAACAAGCAGCACAGAUACUUAAAAUGUGCUGUGUGAUCUCAUACAUGUGGGUGAGGAUGCUGAGUGAUAUUUUGCAGAGUGGCACAUAUCCUUCCACUUUUCUGUUGUGCACAAUUUAUCAAAUCUAGCAGGGAAGCAUGUCACACAUGUGGAAAAGCCUGGAGGCUGUUUGUUAUGGUGGCAGUUCUCAGAUUUUUGUUAUCUUUGGUAAGAACUGCUUUUCUUUUUCCUUUCUGUGUAUAUUUAAAUAAAUAGACCCAAAGGUGUACUGGAGAGGGGAAAAGGUUCUAUACUUCACAGAGCAAGGAAAGUAAACUGUUCUGUUAAGAAUUCUUACAGCAGUGGCUAAAGGAAAAUUGCUUUGCCUGUAAUAUCACAUCCAAGUGAUGCUCUGAGGUAGAAGCUAAUGCAGGUAUGGCCACAAAGCUAAAAAAGCGGCAUCUGCCAACACAGUCUGACGAUCCAUUUCUAAGGCCCAGUUCUGCUGUGGCAAAGCUUCCACUGAAUCCAGUAAGAGCUGGAGAAGGUUCUUAAUCUCUUACUCUUGAAGGAAAUAGGAAGUGUUUCUUAAAUAAGUCUUCCCUUUUUUAGAAGAUAAACAUUAUUCAGGUGAUUGUGCAGUCUUUAAUGUUAGUGUAGUUAUACUUCCACUGAUUUGAAUGCAAAACGUGUCUUUCUAUUGUUUUUCCAUUUUAACAAGCAGCCACUUCUGUACGGAACUCCAGUGCUCAGCAUGUUUAAAUUGCAGUUAACACAAUCAUUGUCUUCCUUAAUUUAACUUCUGAUGGCAAAAACAGGACCAGAUCCUUUCCAGAGCACUAAAAUCCCUGUUUAGGAUGUCUUUGCUCUUGUUUUAUUUUUUUUAAUAUGGUAACUGAUUAUGCCUCCUUUAAUUGUUUCAUAGCAACAUCUUAAAUUUGUUUUAAGGGAAAGCAAUGCCUACAGAUUGAACGGUAAGAACUUCAACAGAUUUUUAUUGUUUUGACUGAUAUUGCAUCAAAACAGUUGCUAUUUCAGUAUCAGGUUGUUUCCACGGGCUUUUUAUGCAGAGGCUCUGGAGUCUUUGAACAUAAUAUGCUCAUAAAAGAGCAUUGUCUACCUCUGCUUUGAAUUAAGCCUGACUUAUAGAGUAAAAGCUAUGCAUCUGGUGAUGUUUCUCAGUUCACGGCAGCAAACCCAAUGGUCUGGCCCAGCCCACCUGUACCCCAUGGGCUGGGGGAGCAAGGCACUUAGCUUAGGCACUUCCACACCCUCUGUAGCCCAUGACCACUGCAUGGUAUGUUUGGCUCUUAUUUCAUCAGGGAUGUGCAAAGAUCUGUGUCCUGGCAGGGUGGUGGGGGCUGCUGUCACCCUCAUGGCCAAGGACAAGCUGUGGAGGGAGUAUAGUGGGAUGAGGCAGCCCCAAAUUCUAGGUAGGGGGCACGCACCUUUCUGCAGCACCUGAUAAAAGUAAUGUUACCCUGCUUUCCAAAAGAGAAAGCAUGAUUAAAGCUGUUGCCUUCAUGUAAAGUUGAAGUAAAUGCUCUGCUGUGGGAUGGCAAGCAACAGCUUUGCCCACCAGUGUUCCCACUGAAAUAAGUGGCCCUGUUAGCAAUGUUGGUUGGUAUUAAGGCUGAGCAGAGAUCCCAUAGUUUGGCCCCAUCCGAAUUUUCCUUGCUAUGUUUGUCAGCAGUCUGUCUCAGAAAAGCCCUGGUGUUGUGGCUUGUGGCUCUGUUGAAAGGGAGAAUGAGAUAUGGAGGUGGUUGGUGGAAAACAUAGGUUCAGCAAGUCCAGGAAAUAGAGAAGUUCCUCAGUCUGUUAUCACAGCUCAGCUCUGCUUAAAUAUCACGGUGUGCCUGAGGAAAACGUAGCAGGGACUGCUCCACACUGCAUCUGACAAACUGAUGCUCCUGGGGCUUCCUACGUGCUGAAAGGGACAGACGUGUCCUGUUAGAAGUCACUUCAUCUGUUUUUACUUGAUGUGUUAUAGCUGACAAAUCAUUGCUUAUUACAAUUUCCCCUGUAUUUUUUGUCGACCACCCCCAGCAAGGCAGCAUGUGACUGAUUCAAGAUAAUGAGCGAGGAAAGCCAGACCUCCCUGCUUUAUCUAAACGGUUUGCCAAUGAUCUGACUAGGCUGUGCACCAGCUUUUUCAGAGUGAAAGAUCAGAACUCUCCAGGGGGUGGUUCUGUACCAGAUUGUUAGGCGUAUCUUCUCUUUUCCACAUCUGCAAACUUUGAUGAAUACGUGUCUCCUUAAAUCACUGUAUUCUUAACGUAUGGAAAACUUAACUGAUAGCAAUAGAUGACUUUCUUCCCUGGCAAUUCAUGAGGAUAUAUUAAUCAAUGUUUGUUUUAUUUUUAAUUCUGUAAAUAUUUAUUUUGUUACUCUGCGUAUUUAUUGGCACUGGUUCUGGUGUUUGCUUAUGUGUCAUUGUAAAUGUUGAUGGUUUCAGUAGUCUUGCUUCUAAUGAAUGUAAGGAACUCAGACUAACUGCACUUUUCUUCCAUUCAAAAAUCUUACAGUGAAAAACAUUCCCACUGUCAUAUUACGUGUUAUAAUGAAUACAGUUAAUAAAAUCGGUUGUCACUUUUCAUUGA